UGUGUGACGCUGUGUGUGAGGGCAGUAUCCGAGAGCAGUAUCCUGAGCUCCAGGCUCUCAGUCAUUCACUCAGACUCACACACACACACACAGGAGGAGGUAUUGCUCACUGGUGCUCAGACACACACAGAGGAAGAGGAGGCAACAGUGAGAGACAAAAGGUGAUUAAAAAAGGAGCUGCAAAGCACUAAAACAAAAGAGUGACAGAAAAACAAGAAAAGAUGACAAUUGGCAAGAACUCCAGGAAAAGCUCUGUGCGGAGCUCCAUCCGGGCCCCAAAGUUCCUGGACAAAUCCAAUGGCUUCUACGGUCGCCUUGAUGAGCCUGAGACUGCCGGAGAAGGGGAGGAGGUGAUGAGAAAAGAAGUGGAGGAGAGGGGGAGUGGUACGGAAGAAAGCAACACACAGGGCAGCAACCAGAGCUCAAGUGUGAUGCAAAACUCUGGGUCACACAAGAGGGAAGAGGCCGCCGUGUUCGACUUCAACGAGGGAAUGAUGGAAGACGACGGGGAGACUCUCCUCCAGAGGAAGUCCAGCCGCCGCAGCAGCAGGUGGAGAAGAAGCUCCAGGAGGAAGCAGAAGGAGGGGAAAACCGAUGGGGAAGCAGCACGGGAUGAGAGGCCGAGCCUGGGCACAGCGAGUCCAGCUGACCCAGACGUCCUGGAGGACACCAGGGUGAUUAUUGAGGUAGAGAUGGAGAAAGCGAAGAAGAUGGAGGAAGAGAAGGCAGGAAGGGGGAAGGAGUCGACACUUGUGCACUUCCCGGUUCGGGAGGAUGCGGACGACCAGGUCCUGAUCAGAGAGAAGAAGAGGGGGAGAGAAGAGGAGGGGGAAGAGGAGAAGAGGAUGAAGAGGGAGCAAGAGGAGGGGAUGAAAAUGGUGAAGAGGAACACAGUGAAGAAUUACCGCAAGGCCUUGGACCGAGCUUUUCGUCGCGGCUGGGAGGCCUUCAUCACCAACCUCUACAGCGUCACGCUCACACCUGUGACAUCAUCCUCACCAACAUCCUCUUCACCUUUGUCGAAGAAGAAACAGCAGGACAACUCUGUGCUAGCCGAGUGUUGGUAGAACUGGAGAGUGACGUGGACAAUAAAACGACCCCCUCUCUAAUAUUUAGUUUUUUCAAAUCAUAGUUAUGCACUGAGUUGGGACGGACAGUCCUGCCUUCACUAGGGACUGUUAUAGUCACAUGAUGUGUUUGAGUCACGCAGUAGGCCUCAGAAGCAUUAAUUAUUUAUGUAGGUUACUGAGUCGUAAUUACUCAUCAUAAAAUGUACUGCCUUGUCUCAUUGUGGUGCACUUUGGUUUGCACACAGACUGCAGGGUAUUCAGUUUUACUUUAUGAUUGGGAGAGCCAAGCUGUUUAUAUUACAUUGAAGUCUAUGGGACGGGCUUGAAUGGAGAAGUCCGGUCUUUAUGUGACUGAGUUCAGCGGCUCCUGGUUCACCUCUACUAUGUUGCUAAGUUCAGAUUAUGUCUUUAGCUCCUUACAUUUGGUCCACUAUUAGGAGCCUAGAGCACAAAUAAUCCUUCCUUCCUUUGGUUUAGCACUAUGAAACUACCAAAGUGUUGAUGUGCAGCCAAAAGGAGUGGAAAUUUUCAACUGCAUACGCGAUGACUGAUUAGUGGACUUUAGUUCUGGAGAUAUUCACAUUUUUGUAUGUUAAUCAGUGCCAUUUAUUGCUGUUUGAUAGUUAAUCAGUAAAAAACAAAACAAACACACAGCUAAUCAGUGUUAGAUAUUGUGAUAGUGAUUAACACACAUUAGUAUGUUAAUAUCUGUGGAGAGAUUGCAGUUUUUUAGCAAUGUU
Epinephelus fuscoguttatus (brown-marbled grouper) is the source of this 1810-nucleotide messenger RNA. RefSeq lists its product as uncharacterized. NCBI's taxonomy places the organism in Eukaryota, Metazoa, Chordata, Actinopteri, Perciformes, Serranidae. The transcript has 3 exons. Bases 222 to 1067 code for a protein of 281 amino acids. The record is from RefSeq and is a predicted model, not a curated record.